Molecule: messenger RNA, 1301 nt
Organism: Hypomesus transpacificus
Lineage: Eukaryota; Metazoa; Chordata; Actinopteri; Osmeriformes; Osmeridae
Gene: ift20
Product: intraflagellar transport 20 homolog (Chlamydomonas)
Exons: 6
Coding region: 152-550 (132 amino acids)
Biological process (GO): centrosome localization; intraciliary transport; protein localization to cilium
Cellular component (GO): Golgi apparatus; centrosome; cilium
Source: RefSeq, a predicted model, not a curated record
GUGUCUACUAACAAAGCUGUUUCCCUGGCAGCAGGUAGUGUGCAAGAGUUUACUGGCUAUGCCACAUAACAAUCGCAACCCUGUUGUCAAUUUGACGUAAAAGAGGAGAUUAGCCGCAUCUGUAACCACCCCCUGGAUAGGCCUGGUGGCCAUGGCGAAAGAUCCGUUGGCAGAAGCUGGCCUUCAUUUCGAUGAACUUAAUAAGCUGAGGGUCCUUGAGCCGGAGGUGGCCCAGGAGACCACUGAGCUUAAAGAGGAGUGCAAAGAGUUUGUCGACAAAAUCGGCCAGUUUCAGAAGAUAGUGGGAGGCCUUAUUGAACUGGUAGAUGAAUUGGCAAAAGAGGCAGAAACAGAAAAAAUGAAAGCCAUUGGAGCCAGGAACCUGUUAAAAUCAGUGGCAAAGCAGAGGGAAGCUCAGCAACAGCAACUGCAGGCCCUGAUAGCAGAGAAGAAGAUGCAACUUGAGAGGUACCGAAUUGAGUAUGAAGCGCUUUCCAAAGUUGAAGCGGAACAGACAGAGUUCAUCGACCAGUUUAUUCUGCAGAAAUGACGAUUUUAAGGAAGGCCUAGAACUUGUGUAUGGUUGCAUUUCUGACCGUGUUUCCAGGGUGCCUGUCCAAUGUUUUCUUUGAGUUUAAUCUGCUAAAGGGGAAUGGCUCAAAUUAAGAUAAUGACAUAUGUCCUCAAAGCAAUUACAAUGGCUCCACUAAAACCACAAAAGUUUAGCCAGACACGUAAUAGCAUAGAUGAUAAUAAAUUAUAUCCUAAAGCUAAUUCCAUUUCACAGAGUGACAACCUACCACCUCAUUUUGGUGAUGACAAGUAAAUGGGGAAAAAUAUUUGUAUACAAAGCAAUUUAUUUAUACUAUUUAUACUGAAUAAUUAGUCUGUAUAGCUAGUUUUAUUACAUUUUCUACCAAUGGAAAAAGUACAGUAUUUGCAUGAUACUGUUAAUAAUUUCAAGAUUUCAUUAAAUGUCAAAUAUUGUCAUAACGUGCUUGUCCUUUUACAUUUGCAGAUGUGUGUUCAAUUAAUGUUUUAUUCAAUUUUGUUAAAAUGUCUGUGGGACCACAUCAAAACUUAUCCCUUUUCAAGUGGCUUAAAUGUCAAUAAUUAACCAAACCAUAAACAUGUAUUUUUAUUUAUCAUCUUUGUUCUGUUGACAGUACAUUUGUUCAGCUAUCAUACCACCAAAUGCUUUAAUUAUAACGUAAUUCUUUCUCAUGUUUAGAUGGCAACAAGGUUAGAAGACAAACUUUGUCAAAGAUGAAGUAUACUUGAAUAAAAAGGAUUUGCACACA